This is a messenger RNA of Trichophyton benhamiae CBS 112371, 3705 nucleotides long. RefSeq names its product PH domain protein. The transcript has 3 exons. The record is from RefSeq and is a predicted model, not a curated record. Lineage: Eukaryota; Fungi; Ascomycota; Eurotiomycetes; Onygenales; Arthrodermataceae. The coding region runs from base 1 to 3705 and encodes 1234 amino acids.
AUGAGACGCACACGCAGGUUGAGCAGGCCUAUAGCCUCUCUCUGGGCUCAGAAGUCCGCACAGAGUGAGAGUGAUGACCGGAAUCAAAGCCAGAGCCAGAGCCAGAGCCAGAGUCAGAGUCAGAGUCAGAGCGAGAGCCAGACAGCGCCUUCCUCACCUCCAUAUGAUGCAGAGCCCCUCGUUGUCCCGGAGCUGGAGCCUGUCUUCGCCUACUUGAAUAAUCAGGCAAACAAGCUAUACCAAGAGGGAUAUUUCCUGAAGCUUAAUGAUUUGGAUACCCAAGGACGGGCAUGCACUGAUAGGCAAUGGGUGGAGUGCUUUGGACAGUUGGUCGGAACAGUGCUUUCAAUUUGGAACGCAUCUGCACUGGAUACGGCCGGGGGACAGGCAAAUGCAUCUCCCAGCUUCAUCAAUUUAGCUGACGCUACUAUCAAAAUGAUGGAAACACUCCCUACCAACAAUGAAACCAAUCAGCCCCUACAGAAUGUUGUCAGCAUCAGUACGGCAGGGAAGAAUAGGUAUCUUCUCCAUUUUGAUUCAUUGCAUUCUCUCACUCAGUGGACGGCCGCAAUGCGAUUGACUGUGUUCGAAAACUCGCUUCUCCAUGAAUCUUACACCGGCGCCCUCAUUGCUGGUAAGGGCAAGUAUCUCAACGGAAUAAAACUUGUCCUUGAGAAGACAACUUUCAAAUACGAGGAUUGGGCCAGAGUUCGAUUUGGUGCUGGUACGCCCUGGAGAAGAUGUUGGUGCGUCAUCUCUCCUCCGGGAGAGAAAGAGAUGCAACUGUACAAUCGCUCUCUUAAGAAGAAAUCCGCUUACGACCGAGCACCCACACCUCCCAAAGGGAACAUCAAAUUCUACGAGACGAGGAAGACUAGCAAGAAGGUAGCCCCCAUCGCGACCAUUUCCGAUGCUUACUCUGCGUACGCCAUCUAUCCACAGGCCCGGCCCCUCGUAGACCAGUCCACGCUUGUUAAGGUCGAAGGCCUGGUCACUAUUGGAGAGAACACAUCGGAGGGCUUCGUCUUUGUGCUCCCAGAGAUGCACAAUGCCGUCUCCGGAUUCGAAACAAUGAUUCGCUGGUUAUUCCCGGCCUAUGAUGCUUUCCGUCUUUACGGGCGCCCUAAUCGUUUGCUGGCUGAUACUGUUAGCCCCAACAGCUUGAUGUUUGCUAUGCCGAGUAAUAAGCGCAGGGGGUACCUUGAUAUCCUUGAUGUCUCGGCACUCAUUCAUACUCAGGGGAGUGAAAGCUGGAGCGCCCGAGAAUGGAGAAAGCAGCUGAAGGAUGCAACAUCACGUCGAAUGACGUCGAAUGCUGGCAGUAGUAGGACUAGCAGUGUAUCAGGCCAUCGUAGCGGGAAACGCAGCAGCCUACCUCAACGUACCGGCACAGUGCGUUUUGGUAGUGCGACAGUUGGGCCGAGGAAUGGCGAGCCUAAUAGCUCGUCCGAUACCGUGGCUUCGAACUCACCAACAAAACCUGGAAUAUCCCAUACCCGCUCAGAGUCUGAUAAUACCGGUCUUCCAUCUGCCCGCCGUGGCCGCCGCAGUCCGCCAUUUUUCGAGAGCAAUAUCGGAGAAGACAUUCCAGAACACCCACCCACACCACCCCCAGAACUCCCUCAAACAGAUGGACCCUCCGAAAUUGAUGGAACCGAUAGCCGCAGCUCUCCCGAUAGCGGCGCUUACAUGGACAGCAAUCGUCCUGUUGACCGCCUGGAAAUUAUACAGAGCUUGGAGCCUAACCCACCCCCGCAGGGUGUGCCAGUCUCGCCUGCUUUCUCGCAUGACCCUCGGGGAACGCCUCAGUUCAAACCCCAGCCAUCCCCAGAGAUUGGCCAUGCCGCGAACCGUAUGUCAGUUGGUACGCUAGAUCAGUUGGUGGACAUGAAUAAGAAAAAUGGCAACGCACAUGGCCUUGCAGUCGCGGGUGCUACCGCUGCUUGGAACGCAGCCAAAGAUAAUAACAAUAAUAAUAAGGAGACCGAUAGAGGAACGGGGCAACGAGCUGAUCCCCGAGGUCCAACGCUUAACCGCCUUAACAGCAUUGGUGCGUCUAGCUCGAAUUACUCUCAGGGUAGCCCUAUAACGCCCAGCGAUACUACAAGCAACGUAAACGUCGGGGUCGAUACCAACCUUACUGGUACACCAACUGAAGGACGGUCUCCGAUAAAGCAGCAGGAUGGCACUCAAAACCCACCAUUGCAUAAGCCAAUUGCUCGCAAACCUGUUGCGACAGAAAUUCCUAUCGCGGAGACGGCGAGCGUGAGGACAGCGUCUACCCUGGGAAGCCUGAGAGAUAACAUCGAUAUGGAUGCUCUAGACAGAAUUAUACGGCGGCCGCGCUCGCCUUCGCCUCCCCCACCACCCCAGCCGAAGUAUACAUUCAAACAAGAGACUGCUAUUCAAGAUGAUGGCAGCUCAAUUGUGGCUCCAUCAUACGCAAGCUCGCAUAAAUCUUCCGCAUCAGUCCGGUCCGUCCAGUCUGUUCAGAAACCCAGGAUGGGAAAGAUGAAGGUCGUUGGCGACGCUAUGCCAAAGACGGAUGAUCUUGUUAUAGGUGACGCUCGCUAUAAGCAUCCUGCCGUUACUCCUGUGGAAGUUAGCUCUGAUAUUCCAGAAGUCGACUUUGGGCCCACACAUACCUAUAAACCUACCGCAAGACGACCCAGCACAUCUGAUACUAUGCUACUUCUGUCUUCUUCUCAUCAGCGUAACCCUUCUGAAGGUACCCUCGCAACAAGAGGCAGAAGACUUUCAACUGGUCGUCUACUUGAGCACCUCAACCAGGAAUCAAACGAGUCUCCGUCUCCACCACCGCCCACGCAGGAACGUGGACGCCGCCGCAGCGUUCUCUGGCAGCCAGGCAUGGUCCAAGACAGUGGCCCUGUGACCCCCGGCCCGACGAGUAUCUCAGCAGAACAGUUCGUUCACGACCGCGCUUCCAGAUCACAGAUCCAUCUUCCAGUAAUGCCGACUCGAGCUACACCCCCUCCACCCCGGCCGGCAUCAGGAGAUUGGUCUGCCUAUAUCCGCCACCAAUCAUCCGCCACUCAUCUUCCACAGCGUCCACACUCUCGUGGCCCAAGCGUCAUGCUAGAUAUGCCAGCCCGCCCUUCGUCUCGCGGUGCAAAUACCAUACUUGAUGUUCCCGCCCGGCCAUCUUCUCGUGGUGCCAGCGUCAUUCUAGGACCCCUUGAUGCUCCUGCUCGUCCUUCUUCGCGGGGUGCCAACCGAAUGUUAGCUCAACCAGAUAUUUCUGGUCAUCUCUCUGCUCGAGAGCAAGAGCAUGUAGCUCGUGUGACUGGAUCUUCAUUCCUUAACUUGAAUAACAACCAGAGCCCACAAUUUGGAUCCGGACUUGUCAGCACUAUUGAUGCCCGGGAGCGUGAGAGGAAAGCUAUGAAGGAUGGUUUCAGUGGACAGGCAGUACAACAGGCCAUUGCCCAGCGACAGUACCAAGCACAAGUACAAGCACAGGCUCAAGCUCAGGCUCAAGCUCAGGCACAGGCCCAAGCUCAGGCACAGGCCCAGGCUCAGUUCCAACUGCAGCAGCAAUUCCAGCAGCCCUUGGGUACACCUCCUGGAUAUGCUGCAUCCAUGCAAUUCCCAUAUCUCCCUCAACAGCAACCACAACAGCCACCACAGGCAGGCUAUUAUGCGCCACCUCAGGGGCAGCAAUGGCAGCCUCAGUACCAUGCAUAG